This is a messenger RNA of Rubroshorea leprosula, 1106 nucleotides long. The record is from the annotation of a GenBank genome assembly. NCBI's taxonomy places the organism in Eukaryota, Viridiplantae, Streptophyta, Magnoliopsida, Malvales, Dipterocarpaceae.
CUUUCUGAUUUUUGCUCUUGUCUCCGUUCCCUAUUUCUCUCAUGUCUCAAAAUUGCAUAUUGGCAUGGAAUUGUCGUGGCCUCGGAGUGGUCUUUGCAAUUUCAGAAUUGAAGAAGCUAUGUUUCCAGCACAAACCUAGUAUCAUCUUCCUCUUGGAAACAAAUCGAAUGGCCACUGAGAUGAAUCUGAUUCGUAUAGAUCUCGGGAUCAAGGAAGGAUGGAAGGUUGGAGGGGGCAAUACAAACAUGUCCCGAGUUUUGUCCAAGGAACUUCUGAGCAUUAGUAAUGGUUCAGCACAAGAUAACAGUUUGGGGACAAUGGAAGCUUUAGAAAAAGAGCUUAGCGAUUGGCAACGCAAGGAAGAGGUUUUAUGGAAGCAGCGCUCAAGAGUACAAUGGCUAAAGGAGGGAGAUAGAAAUACAGCUUACUUCCAUAACAGAGCUUUGGCUAAGCACAAAAAGAAUCAUAUUGCUGAUCUAAUGGAUGAUAAUGGCAAGAUCUCAUCCUCGAUGGCAACCUUUUUGGAUAAAGAUUUUACUAGUUCUAAAGUUCUUGCUGCUCUUAAGAAAAUCCAUUCUUCAAAAGCCCCAGAACCAGAUGGAAUGAAUGCUAGUUUUUAUAAAAACUACUGGCAUAUCAUAGGGGAACAUAUCACUGCUGUCAUUUUAGAUUUCCUCAACAAUGGGAUUAUGGAGAAAGAUAUCAACCUUACUCAUAUUGUAUUGAUCCUGAAAGUCAAAUGCCCUUCUUUUGUGAAGGAGUUUCAGUUCAUAAGUCUCUGCAAUGUGCUAAGGCUAAUCUAUGAUAAUGUUAUAGUAGCUUUUAAAGCUAUUCAUCAUCUGAAGCACAAAAGGGCUGGUCAAAGAGGUGAUAUGGCUGAUAAACUUGACUUAAGCAAGGCAUUUGAUAGAGUAGAAUGGAACCUCCUAGAAGAUAUAAUGUGAGCUAUGGGGUUUCCCGAUAAGUGGACCAAUUGUGUCAUGAUGUGUGUUCGAACUAUUGAGUAUGCAAUAUUGAUUAAUGGCUGUCCAAUUGUAAUACCCCAAAAUUUCUAGAGCAUUAAAGUGAGUUAGGGACCUACUUGUGAAGAAAUAUUAUUAAUGAAC